This is a messenger RNA of Camelina sativa (false flax), 1211 nucleotides long. RefSeq lists its product as uncharacterized. NCBI's taxonomy places the organism in Eukaryota, Viridiplantae, Streptophyta, Magnoliopsida, Brassicales, Brassicaceae. The record is from RefSeq and is a predicted model, not a curated record. Gene Ontology annotation, cellular component: chloroplast.
GUCGAUCGGCUCCUGCUCCGCUCACACACAGUUAAGCUUCUCCGUUGUUUCAGGACGCAAAAGGGGAAAAAAUCGAAUCCUUUUCUCUCCCAAGCUAAUACUAGGGUUUCUAAUUCUCCGUUCCGUCAAGGCUUCGAAUAGGAAGUGAUUGCAUUAAGAGAGAAGCAUUGGGGGAGGGGUAAAGAUGAGUUUCACUCAGGCUAAUUGUUUUCGACCAUCAUACUCUCCUUCAAGGCAAACAAGACCAAAUUGUAUCUCCAGUGUACCUAUUAGGUCUUCUUCACCACGCUUUGAUCACUGCCCUCGUACCACAUUUGCAGUUCGAGCUACUGCUUCAGUGUCUACUCAGUUUUCCCCUCUUCUUAAUCAUCAGCGUCGUCGUUCACCUACUGGUAAAUCAAAGCAGAGUCCUGCUGUGUGCUUGUUUGGUGGGAAGGAUAAACCUGAUGGUAGUAGUGACGAGAUAUCACCAUGGAAAGCAAUAGAGAAAGCUAUGGGGAAGAAAUCAGUUGAAGACAUGUUGCGGGAGCAGAUACAGAAGAAAGAUUUUUAUGAUACAGACAGUGGUGGCAACGUUCCUCCACGUGGAGGAGGUAGUAGUGGCGGUGGUGGAAAUGGUGAGGAGCGUCCUGAAGGGUCAGGAGGAGAAGAUGGUGGUCUUGCUGGGAUUGCAGAUGAAACCCUGCAAGUGGUUUUAGCGACCUUUGGCUUCAUCUUUUUGUACACCUACAUUAUCACUGGGGAGGAAUUGGUCAAGCUUGCAAGGGAUUACGUUAAGUUUCUCAUGGGAAAACCUAAGACUGUUCGAUUGACCCGAGCCAUGGAUGGUUGGAAUGAAUUUUUGGAGAAGAUGUCGACGCAAAAAGUGUAUGAUGAGUAUUGGCUAGAAAAGGCGAUCAUCAACACGCCAACCUGGUAUGACAGUCCUGACAAGUACAGACGUGUCCUCAGGGCUUAUGUGGGGGGAUCAAAUUCUGAUCGAGACUAUGUGGACGCUAAUCCUGAUGAAGACUAUGUGGACGCAAAUUCUGAUGAAUAGUCCUUGGCACUUUUGCCUUUGUUACACAACAAUGUGAGGUGUCUUACUAGGUUAGGAACAGGAAGAGAUUCGUAAUAACAAUUUGAGGUUUUUUCUCAGUGUUCAGCUUAUGUUUGAAAUUAAGAAUCAGUUUAUGGAAUUGGUAUUAUUAUUAUACAUGAUCAUCAUAUCA